Molecule: messenger RNA, 1916 nt
Organism: Haliotis rubra (blacklip abalone)
Lineage: Eukaryota; Metazoa; Mollusca; Gastropoda; Lepetellida; Haliotidae
Product: galactoside alpha-(1,2)-fucosyltransferase 2-like
Exons: 3
Coding region: 413-1510 (365 amino acids)
Biological process (GO): carbohydrate metabolic process
Cellular component (GO): membrane
Molecular function (GO): galactoside 2-alpha-L-fucosyltransferase activity
Source: RefSeq, a predicted model, not a curated record
UCAGCGCCUGCCAGACUGCGCCACAGAGUAACCUACCCUUCAGACAGCCAACCAUGUAUUGCCAUUGCCUCCUGAGUGAACCCCACACACCAUCAAGUGCAGCAUUCACAGAUGACAACAAACGAGAGAAGGUGCACAGCUUUCACAAACAAACAUAGCAGACAGUGUAGCAUUCACAGAUGACGACAAGACACAGCAGGUGCAACGUUCUCUCAACGAGAAGUAUUCAGUGACAAUCCUAGCCCUGUGACAUCUGGCGUUGUCAUCUUGGAAGAUGAAACGGCGGCCAUGGCGUCGAGCAAAUGGCACAACAUGGGCUGCCAGGAUGAUGUCUCGUUAGUACUGACCUGUGACACGUCCAGCAACAACAUAUGUCCUGUCGCUGGUUGUAUUUUGUGGAUUCACGACGUUCAUGGCGUACCAGUGGAGGAGUGAGCUACACGUCCUCCACAUUUACAUCAACGGCUCAUCCUUGACCUUCACUCCACCCCAUCCUGCAAAGCUUAGCACGAAUCAGACCGCGAAAAGAGCGGCCAUAGCCCGUACCAAACUACUAGCAGUUUCAGCCAUUCCCAGUGGAAACAUCCCUACAACAACGACCACUCAGCCAGUGUUAACCACUUCACGGUCAAUGCAGGCAGUGUGCAAAAACCGCUUCCGGGAAGAGUACCUGAAGAAGCAGAACUACUUGUGCUCAAGGCCUCUAGGAAGAUUCGGCAACAUAAUGUUUGUCUAUGCAUCCUCUUAUGGAAUAGCAACCUACAAUAACAGAACACUCAUUAUGGACACGGGCUUUUUGUUGAAAGACUAUUUUAAUCUUAAUGUCCAGUUAGUGGAUGAUUUUGAAUGUGUUAUUAGAGGGACGAAAGGACUGGGUCCAAGGCAGGCCUGUGCAUUCGAAGAGAGCCUCAUGCACAUAGCCAAAGGAGAGAACGUAUGCCUUGGAAGCUAUUUACAAUCCUACAAGUACUUCGAGCAUGUUCAGGACUCAAUCAAGAAACAAUUCACCUUCAAGAAGGAAAUCAAUGACAAAGCAAUGGGCAUUAUAAACGGUGCUAUAAACACGUUCCAUAAACGGAAUGUGACUGUGAAGGACACCCGCCCCGUGUUGGUGGGCGUCCAUGUGAGACGGGGCGAUAUGGUUAAACAUAAAUUUGGUUUUACGGUUGCAACGCCAGAAUACUUAGGAAAUGCCUCUAAGUAUUACCGAGACAAAUAUCCCAACACGUUGUUCAUUGUGUGUUCGAAUGAUAUGACGUGGACCAAAAAGCAUCUUGUUGGCGAUGACGUUUUUUACGUGGAAGGGAACACGUUUGACGUUGACAUGGCGGUGUUGGUGAGCUGUGACCACAGUUUGUCUACUGUGGGGUCAUUCAGUUGGUGGGCGGGGUUCCUGGCCGGGGGUGAGGUUGUGUACUAUCAGUGGCCAGCCCUCGAGCAGUCUGGACUCCGGAGACACUUCUCGGCCGACUAUAAAGACUUCUUCCCACCCUCCUGGGUCGGGAUGUAGUGACUUCCAUUAGGCCAUCUCUGACGGCAGUCUCCGCCCUGUUUCACUGUCGUCACUCAAAUGCUGAUAUAUAUGAAGUGUAUACAUAGUAUGAUUAUAUUCCCCAUUCCCACGUUAUAAUUGUGUUGGGCUGGGAGUUCAUCAAUUGUGGUAAAUCUCCUUGUACUAUGGGUACAUCAAUGUUCAUAUGUAGUGUAACACUUGCUGUUGUGGUGAACUAAAUGGCCCAAAAGCUCUUCUGUUCGAUUCCCACAUGGCUACGAAGCGUGAGCACAUUUCGUAUGAUUUUUGGCAAAAAGCGACAUAAAACCAUACACAGUAUGAAAUGUGAAUCGUUGCGAUGAGGUGACAAUUGGCUGUAACACAGGAAAGGCAAAACUUGUAGGAAAUACAUGUCAUGACCGGA